This is a messenger RNA of Aspergillus terreus NIH2624, 2319 nucleotides long. RefSeq names its product putative aminopeptidase (gene lap1). The record is from RefSeq and is a predicted model, not a curated record. NCBI's taxonomy places the organism in Eukaryota, Fungi, Ascomycota, Eurotiomycetes, Eurotiales, Aspergillaceae. Bases 1 to 2319 code for a protein of 772 amino acids. Gene Ontology annotation, biological process: sulfate assimilation. Gene Ontology annotation, molecular function: 3'(2'),5'-bisphosphate nucleotidase activity. The transcript has 4 exons.
AUGAAGCUGGAAACUCUGACGCUCGGCGCGACCGUGUCGUCCGCCUUUGCGGCCGUCAUCCCCCAACAGCCGUUGCUGAACAACCCCUACAUCCACCACGACGCCGAUAAAUAUCUCAUUGAACUCGCUCCCUAUCAGACACGCUGGGUGACCGAAGAAGAAAAAUGGGCAUUGAAGCUGGAUGGCGUCAACUUCAUCGAUGUUACCGCAGAACGUAACACUGGUUUCUAUCCCACCUUAGACACCAUCAGCCAUGUCUCCUAUCCAACACAGAUGGCACAUGCGAAGGAGGUCUCCACGUUGAACGACGGUCUCUCCAAGUCCAACAUGGAAGCCAACCUGGAAAAGUUCACCUCCUUCCACACCCGAUACUACAAGUCCCAGUCCGGCAUCGAGUCCGCCACUUGGUUGUAUAACCAAGUUUUCGAUGUGGUCAAGCAGUCUGGCGCCAAAAAGUACGGUGCGACGGUGGAAAGGUUUGAUCACCCGUGGGGUCAAUUCAGCAUUAUCGCCCGCAUCCCCGGCAAGUCCAGCAAGACGGUCGUCCUGGGUGCGCACCAGGACAGCAUCAAUCUCUUCCUGCCGUCUAUUCUGGCGGCCCCCGGUGCCGAUGACGACGGCAGCGGCACCGUUACCAUCCUCGAAGCCCUGCGGGGUCUGCUGCAGUCAGACUCCGUUGUGCGCGGCGAGGCGCCCAACACUAUCGAGUUCCACUGGUAUUCCGCUGAGGAAGGUGGCAUGCUAGGCUCCCAAGCCAUCUUCUCGCAGUACAAGAAGGACUAUCGCGAUAUCAAGGCCAUGUUGCAGCAGGACAUGACGGGUUAUACUCAGGGCGCGCUCGAUGCGGGUCGCGACGAGGCAAUCGGCAUCAUGGUGGACUACGUCGACCAGUCCUUGACCGAUUUCCUCAAGGAGGUGGUAACUUCUUACUGCGACAUCGGCUUUAUCGAAACGAAAUGUGGCUACGCGUGUUCGGAUCACACAUCCGCCAGCAAGUACGGAUAUCCGGCGGCCAUGGCGACUGAAUCCGAGAUGGAAAACUCCAACAAGCGCAUCCACACGACCGACGACAAGGCCAAGUAUUUGAACUUUGACCACAUGCUACAGCAUGCGAAACUGACCCUGGGCUUUGCGAACCCACCCGUCUGCAAAAUCGUCAUCCUCCAACGUCCCCUCCAUCUUCCUCAAUUCCACCCCAUCACGCUCAAUUGCACUCAGAUCGACUGCUGGACAGUUGGUCCCGUCACUAUGGAGUUGCCCUACGCUCAAGAACUCCAGCUGGCCUGUCUCACCGUCCAGCGCGCCUCCCUCCUCACCAAGAAAGUCCUGGACGCCGUGGACAAAGGCGCCCUCGACAAGAGCGACUCCAGCCCGGUCACCAUCGCCGACUUCGCCGCGCAGGCGCUCAUCAUCGCCGCCAUUCACCACGUCUACCCGGAUGAUGACAUCGUCGGCGAGGAAGACUCCAAUGCCCUGCGCAAGGAUCCGCAAUUGCUCGACCGCACCUGGGCGCUCGUCGCGUCCAUGCACACCUCCCCCGACGACAGCCCGCUCUACACCCCCGCCUCGAAAGAAGAGAUGCUCGACCUGAUCGACCUCGGCGCCAAAGGCACCUGCAGCCCGCACAACCGCGCCUGGGUCCUCGACCCCGUGGACGGCACGGCGACCUUCAUUCGCGGCCAGCAAUACGCCGUGUGUCUGGCCCUCGUGGAACAGGGCCAGCAACGCCUCGGCGUCCUGGGCUGCCCGAAUCUCAGCCUCGACAUCCUCGCCGCCACGCCCGGCGGCUACAUCCAGGAAGACGCGGUCGAUCGCACCGGCUACGGGACGCAGGUGUUUGCCGUGGCCGGCCACGGCGCCUACACGCGCACCAUGACCGCCUCCCCGACGGAUCUAGAGCCGGCGCAGCGCAUCCCGCCCCGGACUCCGGUCACACACCCGCGCGAUAUCUCGUUUGUCGACUGUACGUCCACGACGUCCUCGGACGUUGACUUGCAUGCGCGGCUGGCGGCCCGGCUCGGCGCGCCGUGGCCGCCGGCGACGGAUCUGUGGUCGGCCCAGCUGCGCUAUGUGGCGCUUGCGGUGGGCGGGUGCAACGUGCUGCUGAAGAUCCCGCGCAAGCGCGAGUAUCGGUCGAAUAUCUGGGAUCAUGCGGGGGGUAUGCUGAUUGCGCAGGAGACGGGAUGUCGCGUGACGGACUUGGCGGGCAAUGAGGUCGAUUGUGGGAGUGGGAGACGGUUAACGGGGUGUUAUGGGAUGGUUGUGGCGCCGGAAGGGAUCCAUGGGUGUUUGGUUGAGGGGGUGAAGGAGUUCGUGUAG